AUGGUCCUCUCCACGAGCGACCGGCGGAUGUUCAUCAACGGCGAGCCGAAACCCGAGCGUCCGCGCGUCCCCGCGACGACGCGCGCGGGCGCGACGCUCCCGAAGAGGACGUCGUCCUCCGUCGCGGCGGCGAAGAAGAAACCCGCGCCGCCGCCGCCCGAGCCGCCCGAGUUCGACGCGUCGUGGCCGAAGAUGCCGUCGGAGAUGCCCCCGGCGGAGAAACCCACGGAGCCGCUCCGCGAGCGCGACGACCAUCGCACCACGCGCGACUGGGCGAUCAUGUCUCGGUUCGAGCGCGAGGUGCACGCGCGGCAAGAGGCGGAGGUCAAGGAGGAGAAACGCCGCGCGACGAUCGAACAGAAGGCGUACCUCGACUCGCAGAUCGAGAUCCAACGCCUGCGCGUUGAAAAGGCGAGGGAGGAGAAGAAGCGGCUCGCGGAGGCGGUCGCCGCGGACGUCGCCAAGUACAAGCAAGAGGAGCUCGUCAAGGAGCGACGCCGCCGAGCGUUCGAAGCCGAGGUGAAGGCUGAGCAAGACCGGAUGAUGGCCGAGCUGGAGGAGAAGCGCCGUGCGGCGGUCGCGGCGAAGAAGGCGGAGGAGGACCGCGCGCUGCGAGAGAUUCAGGAGCAGCUCGAGUCGGAGGCGAUGGCGAAGGCGAAGAAGAUCGAGGACGCCAAGACGGCGUACGCGCGAACGAUGCGUUUCAACGAGGAGCAAAAGCUAAUCAAGCUCGCGGAGCAAAAACGCGUCGCGGAGGAGGAGCUUCGCGUCGCCGCGCAGUACGACGAGAUGCUCGAGGCGCAGGAGCGCGCGCGAGAGCAGGCGAUGGCGGACUUCCACGCGCGGAUAGCCGCGCGCGCGGGCAAGGCUGGCGAGAAGGUGGCGGAGCAGAGCGCGGCGAAGGAGGCGGAGGAGCACGCGAGGAUGCUCAAGUUUCACGAGGAACGCGAGGACGCGAUGCGCGCCAAGGAAAACGCCGUCAAGGCGAAGAAGGCGGACGCGACCGCGAAGCAGCUCGAGAUGUUGUCGCUUCAGCUCGACUUGCAGCGCGAGGAGAAGGAGAAGAUCAAGGCGGACGCGAUGAGAUACGCGGAGGAGAUGAAGGAGAGAGAGGCGAAGUUGAAGGCAGAGGACGAAGAGAAGAAGACGGCGCGGCGACGCGCGGCGGUGAUGAACCGCCUGGAGCUCGAGCGGCAGAUGACGGAGAAGCUCGACCGGAGGAUCGCGGAGCACGACGAUAACAUGAACGAGGAGGAGCUGCGGUUCAACAGCGCUAUCUUAGACCAAGCGAAGGCGGUCGUGCUCGAGCGCGAAGAGUUCUGA
Messenger RNA from Micromonas pusilla CCMP1545, 1323 nucleotides. RefSeq lists its product as uncharacterized. Lineage: Eukaryota; Viridiplantae; Chlorophyta; Mamiellophyceae; Mamiellales; Mamiellaceae. The record is from RefSeq and is a predicted model, not a curated record. The transcript has a single exon. Bases 1 to 1323 code for a protein of 440 amino acids.